AUGGCACUCUCAUCGCAUGUUGACCCUGAUGCUAUCAUCAAACAAUUCCGAGAAGAUUUCGACAAAGAACAGGAGCAGGAAGCUGCUGGAAUCUUUACGUCGAAUGCGGUCUCAUCCGUAACUCCGUAUUCAACGAGAUACUCUAGCAGGGAGGAGAUACCUAAAUUCAAAAUCCCUAAGCUAGGUGCUCGUGCGGAUGCGGUGCACCAUAUGUUGAGCAAUGAGCUCGAUCUGGAUGGCAUCCCGAACUUAAACAUGGCAAGUUUCGUUGGCACUUACAUGGACCGAGAAGCAAAUCAGCUUGUGGUAGAGAAUAUCAGUAAGAACCUAGCAGAUGCAGACGAGUAUCCUGCGUUAAUGGCUAUACACGCACGGUGUAUUUCCAUGAUAUCCAACCUGUGGCACCCUCAAUCAGGAGAAGAAGCCACUGGAUCCGCUACCACCGGGUCCUCUGAAGCUAUCAUGUUGGGCGGACUGGCUAUGAAAAAGAAUUGGCAGCAGAAGCGUAAGGAUGCAGGGAAAGACACAUCCACUCCUAAUAUCAUCAUGGGGUCGAAUGCUCAGGUGGCCCUUCUUAAGUUCGCCCGGUACUUUGAUGUCGAAGCCCGCAUACUGGAUGUUUCUGAGAAGAGCCAAUUUCGCCUCGACCCAGACUUGGUCAAGAAAAAUGUGGACGAGAAUACCAUCGGGAUAUUUGUGAUUCUUGGAAGUACGUAUACUGGACACUAUGAGCCUGUCGAAGAGAUCUCCAAUAUCCUGGACGGUAUACAGUCCGAAACCGGCAUAGAUGUCCCUAUACAUGUUGACGCCGCCAGCGGUGGGUUCGUCGCACCAUUUACGGAUGCAGGGGCUGGAGGACCAAAAUGGAAUUUUGAAUUGCCCCGAGUCAAGUCAAUAAAUGCAUCCGGGCAUAAGUAUGGUCUCGUGUAUGCGGGAUUGGGGUGGAUUAUCUGGAGAGACCGCUCCUAUCUACCAAAGGAACUCAUCUUCGAGCUUGACUAUCUUGGGAGCAGAGAAGAGACUUACACGUUGAACUUCUCUAGACCAGGGGCACAAGUAAUCGGUCAGUACUACAACUUCGUCCGCCUUGGGUUCAAUGGGUAUCGCGAGAUCAUGGAGAACUGUUUAGCCAAUGCAAGGCUGCUGAGCAAAACUUUGGAGCGGACUGGAUGGUUUAUCUGUUUAAGCGACAUCCACCGGAAGAAAGGGGAGUUUUACCACCAGCAUCUGAACAAAAUCACACCAUAUAAUGAGGGUGAAACGUCCGCCGACUAUAAUGCCGGCCUGCCAGUGGUGACCUUCAGGUUCUCAGAUGCCUUCAAGGAGAAGUAUCCUCAUGUCAAACAAGAGAGUAUAAGCCUCCUGUUAAGGUCGAAGCAGUAUAUCAUUCCCAACUACCCACUUCCUCCCAAGGAGCAGGAGACAUAUAUUCUGCGAGUCGUCGUCCGGGAGAGCAUGGCCGCAGAUCUCAUCGACAAGCUUGUGGCAGAUAUUGUUGCCGUCACCGAGCGCCUGAUGAAAUCUGACCCAGUAGACCUGGCCGCACUGCAGACAGGCCCAACCAGCCUUGAACGCCGCCGAGCAAAAGGCAAAGAGCAUCUUCAUCAUCAUCACAAAGACUCAAAGCAACCAAGCGAGAAGAAAGAGAAGACCAAUGACCACCCGAUGAGAAGUGGAAUCCACCGUUCCGUCUGCUAA
Nannizzia gypsea CBS 118893 is the source of this 1698-nucleotide messenger RNA. RefSeq names its product glutamate decarboxylase. Gene Ontology annotation, cellular component: cytosol. The transcript has 5 exons. Gene Ontology annotation, molecular function: pyridoxal phosphate binding; glutamate decarboxylase activity. The record is from RefSeq and is a predicted model, not a curated record. Lineage: Eukaryota; Fungi; Ascomycota; Eurotiomycetes; Onygenales; Arthrodermataceae. Bases 1 to 1698 code for a protein of 565 amino acids. Gene Ontology annotation, biological process: L-glutamate catabolic process.